UGUUGCACCGGCUGCACGCUCCGUGCCUCGCAGCCAUGCCUCGCAAAAUUGAGGAGAUCAAGGACUUCCUGCUCACAGCCAGGUGGAAGGAUGCCAAAUCUGUCAAGAUCAAGAAAAACAAGGAUAAUGUGAAGUUCAAAGUCCGAUGCAGCAGAUAUCUGUAUACCUUGGUCAUCACGGACAAAGAGAAGGCUGAGAAGCUGAAGCAGUCCCUGCCCCCGGGUUUGGCAGUGAAGGAGCUGAAAUGAACCCGACAUGCAGAUCUGUAUUAAAACGUUAAAAAUUCAAAAAGAAAAAAGAAAAAGG
Molecule: messenger RNA, 306 nt
Organism: Eptesicus fuscus (big brown bat)
Lineage: Eukaryota; Metazoa; Chordata; Mammalia; Chiroptera; Vespertilionidae
Product: 60S ribosomal protein L38-like
Exons: 1
Coding region: 36-248 (70 amino acids)
Biological process (GO): protein-RNA complex assembly; translation
Cellular component (GO): ribosome; cytosolic large ribosomal subunit
Molecular function (GO): structural constituent of ribosome
Source: RefSeq, a predicted model, not a curated record